AUGGCUGCUCCUAAUGUUCUCACUUUUGAUGCUGAGGGUCGAGCUGUCGACUUUGAGGUCUGGGUCGAUGACCUACAGCUUUUCCUACAGUGCGAUAGGACAGAUGGUCUCUCCCUGUUCGAUCUCACGUCUGGCGCCUCUCCUGCCCCUCCUGCCGAUGCUGACAGCACUGUUCGCUCACAGUGGGCCACAUGUGAUGCUGCUGCCCGUCUUGCUGUUCAUAGUCACUUGCCGUCCUCUGAGCGCGCGCACUUUGGUCAGUAUAAGAGCGCUAAGACCCUGGACCACUUCCUCUCUGUUUGCCCCACCACACUUACCGUUGACCUCCUCGAGGAGCGCCUCCUGGCAGCUGAGAAGAGCAAAGUCGCUGUAGGAGCCUCUCGUGGUGACCCUCGUACUCCCUUCUUUGAGGGGUGUUCCCCCUCCCCCUUCCUGCCCUCUGUUGCCUCUGCUGCUGCGGCCGACCUCGUUGGCCUCGAGUCGGUCGGAGCUGCGUCUGCCCCUAGCGGGAGACGCCCCUAG
This is a messenger RNA of Closterium sp. NIES-65, 522 nucleotides long. The record is from the annotation of a GenBank genome assembly. NCBI's taxonomy places the organism in Eukaryota, Viridiplantae, Streptophyta, Zygnematophyceae, Desmidiales, Closteriaceae.